AUGGGCCGGGAGCAGCAGCGGCGGCGGCGGCGGGGAGGAGGCGGGCCGGAGGGGCCGCGGGCGCCGGAGCGGGCGGGCGCGGCGAGGCAGGGGCGGGCGGGGGCGGCGCUGGGGCUGGCGGUGGCGGCGGCGCUGGGGCUGGUGGCGGCGCGCUGGGGGCUGGGCGGCCCCUCCUCGGCCCUGACUCGGCACCCGGCCGCCCGCGCCCUCCCGGCCAACAGCAGCAGCAGCGCCGCGCUCUUGUGGGGCUCCUACCGGCCCCACGUCUACUUCGGCAUGAAGACGCGCAGCCCCCGCGCCCCGGCCGCAGGCUUCAUGUGGAUGCUCCAGGCCGAGGGGGACGCCCGGCUGCGCCACAGUUGCGAGCAGAGUGACCGGCUGGCCCGCUAUGGCUGGCUGCUGCACGACGGGGCCCACUUUGGGGUGCAGGAGAUCCGCGACCUCGGCCUCAGCCUGCGGACAGAGUUUGUGAAGCAGCCGGGAGGCCGGCACGGGGGCGACUGGAGCUGGAGGGUCACCGCACGGCCGGAGAGGAUGGUGGGGAGCCCGCCCCCCCUAGUUUCCCUGUUCUUCUACAUGGCAACCGAUGGCCAAGGGACGCUUCAGCCUUUGGUAGUGGAGAAGAACCGCAUGGCCUCUCUCGCAGGCACAACGGAAGAGCUGGGGGACUUCACCGUCACCUUCCAGCAGCCCACCAGUGAGGCUGGCACAGCCCCGCUCUAUGCUAGCUACAACUUCCUGCAGGCUAAGGCUGAGGGCUUGCAUCGCCUGGGCGACGUGGUGAAGGCCAGCCUCAGCCCUCGUUUUGUGCACGCGCCGCCGGGGGCCCCCAAGCGCUACUAUUUGGGGCUAGACACUUACCGGGGGCCGCCCGAGGGCACAGAGCCUCGCAGCCAGCUCCUCGUCCACCAGGUGACCGUGGCAGUGCCCUGCCGGCUGGAGGUGCUCUUUGAGUCCAGCAGCGUCGCCGGCCGUACCGAGCGUCUUGCAGGAGAGGUGCUGACCGGGGAGUUGGCCAGGCACCGAGGAGCCUUCGAGGAGCGCUUUGAGGGGACUUUUGGGCUGGCCCGCAAGGGCUUCUCUGCGCAGGAGCAGGACUUUGCCAAGGCUGCCUUCAGCAACAUGCUGGGAGGGAUGGGCUACUUCUACGGGCACUCACUGGUGCAGUCUCCGCACAGCGAGCUCCCCCAGCCCUAUCCUGAGGGCCCCCUUUUCACAGCUGUGCCAUCGCGCUCCUUUUUCCCCCGGGGCUUCCUGUGGGAUGAAGGCUUCCACCAGCUGUUGCUGAGCCGCUGGGAUCCAGCCCUCACCCAGGAAGUGCUGGCGCAUUGGUUCGACCUCAUGAACGCGGAAGGCUGGAUCCCUCGCGAGCAGAUCCUGGGCGACGAGGCCCGCGCCAAGGUGCCUGCGGAGUUCGUGGUGCAACACAGCAGUGCAGGGAACCCCCCCACCUUCUUCCUAGUGCUGCAGCAGCUGCUGUCCCAGGGCACAGCGGACGUGCCCUACCUGCGGCGCCUCUACCCUCGCUUGCAGAGCUGGUACGACUGGUACAAUCGCACCCAGGCAGGUCCGCUGCCCUACACCUUCCGGUGGCGUGGGCGCGACCAGGACACGCGGAUGUUCCUCAACCCAAAGACUCUGACCUCAGGGCUGGAUGACUACCCAAGGGCCUCGCACCCCUCCCCAGAUGAGCGCCACUUGGACCUGCGCUGCUGGAUGGCGCUCGCCUCAGAGGUCAUGGCCCAGGUGGCUGGGCGCCUGGGGGAAGCAGCAGCGGAGGACUACCGGCAGAUGGCAGAGAUGCUGGCCGACAACCGGCUGCUGGAGCGCCACCACUGGGCUGAGGCGCUGGGCACCUUUGCUGACUAUGGCAACCACACGCAGGCGGUGGCGCUAGAGCGGGAAAGGCUGCGGCCCCCUCCUCCAGGCCAGCCCCUCCCCACCCCCAGGCUUCUGCGGGUGGUUCGCAAGUCCCCCAAGCUGCAGUUUGUGGGGGGCGCCUUGGGCUACGUGAGCCUUUUCCCUCUGCUGUUGCAGCUGCUGCAGCCCGAAUCACCCCGGCUGGGCGCCCUCCUGGCAGACAUGCGCAGCGAGAAGCACCUGUGGACUCCCUUCGGCCUGCGCUCCCUCUCGCGCAGCAGCCCCCUCUACCUCAAGCACAACACGGAGCACGACCCCCCUUACUGGCGGGGGCCCAUCUGGAUCAACAUCAACUACCUGGCUGUGCGGGCCCUUCGCCACUACAGCCACCUGGAGGGCCCUUUCCGGGCGGAGGCCGCCUCCCUGUACCGGGAGCUGCGAGCCAACCUCAUCAGCAACGUCUUUCGGCAGUAUAAGGAGAGCGGCUACCUCUGGGAACAGUACCACGACAGCACAGGCAAGGGGCAGGGCUGCUACCCCUUCACCGGCUGGUCUGCCCUGGUGGUGCUCAUGAUGGCGGAGGAAUACUAGUGCCACGGGGGCGGGCAGGCAACCUUUGGACUCCGAGCAGCAACCUGUGAUCAGUGGGGCUGUGGCCUAAAAUAAAAUGAGAAAAC
Heteronotia binoei (common prickly gecko) is the source of this 2537-nucleotide messenger RNA. RefSeq names its product mannosyl-oligosaccharide glucosidase (gene MOGS). Bases 1 to 2451 code for a protein of 816 amino acids. The record is from RefSeq and is a predicted model, not a curated record. Gene Ontology annotation, biological process: protein N-linked glycosylation; oligosaccharide metabolic process. Gene Ontology annotation, molecular function: Glc3Man9GlcNAc2 oligosaccharide glucosidase activity. Lineage: Eukaryota; Metazoa; Chordata; Lepidosauria; Squamata; Gekkonidae. The transcript has 4 exons. Gene Ontology annotation, cellular component: endoplasmic reticulum membrane.